Capra hircus (goat) is the source of this 3866-nucleotide messenger RNA. RefSeq names its product colony stimulating factor 1 (gene CSF1). Gene Ontology annotation, cellular component: membrane. Gene Ontology annotation, molecular function: cytokine activity; growth factor activity. Gene Ontology annotation, biological process: positive regulation of macrophage differentiation; osteoclast differentiation. The record is from RefSeq and is a predicted model, not a curated record. NCBI's taxonomy places the organism in Eukaryota, Metazoa, Chordata, Mammalia, Artiodactyla, Bovidae. The transcript is spliced from 9 exons. The coding region runs from base 408 to 2072 and encodes 554 amino acids.
GCGCAGCACACAGGGCGACUGGAAGACAAACGGAGAAGACCGGCCCGCUGGGUGGGGGCGGGGAGGCGUUCAGUGGGCCUCUGGAGUGUGUGUCUGUCAGUGCGCCCGCGCCUGUGUGUGUGUGCGUGUGUGUGUGUGUCUGGCGCCUGUCCAAGGUGAUUUCCCAUAAAGCACAUGCCUCACAAGUCCGCUUAAAAGGCUGUGCCGAGGAGCUGGCCAGUGGAGCCCGGCUCGGGGAAAGUGAAAGUUUGUCUGGGUGCUCCGCGCGCCGCCGCGAGUCCCUCUACACUCCCGGGUCAGCAGCGCGGCCCUCGGCCAGGGCGCGGACUCUGCAGCGGCCAGCGAUCAAGACAGCGAGCAGCAGAGCGAGGGCGGCCGACGCGCCCGGCCGGGACCCAGCUGCCCGUAUGACCGCGCGGGGCGCCGCCGGGCGCUGCCCUCCCACGACAUGGCUGGGCCGUCUGCUGCUGCUGGCCUGUCUCCUGGUGAGCAGUGGUGCUACUGAGGAGGUGUCGGAGAACUGUAGCCACAUGAUUGGGAACGGACACCUGCUGUUCCUACAGCAGCUGAUUGACAGUCAGAUGGAGACCUCGUGCCAAAUUUCCUUCGAGUUUGUAGACCAGGAGCAGUUGGACGAUCCCGUGUGCUACCUUAAGAAGGCAUUUCUCCUGGUGCAAGACAUAAUGGAGGAUACCAUGCGCUUCAAAGACAACACCCCCAAUGCCAAAGCCAUUGUCCAGCUCCAGGAACUCUCUCUGAGGCUGAAGAGCUGCUUCACCAUGGACUAUGAUGAGCAGGACAAGGCUUGUGUCCGAACAUUCCAUGAGACGCCUCUCCAGUUGCUGGAGAAGAUCAAGAAUGUCUUUAAUGAAACAAAAAAUCUCCUUAAAAAGGACUGGAACGUUUUCAGCAAGAACUGCAACAACAGCUUUGCUAAAUGCUCCAGCCAUGAUGUGGUGACCAAGCCUGAUUGCAACUGCCUGUACCCCAAAGCCACCCCUAGCAGUGACCUGGCCUCUGUCUCCCCUCAGCAGUCCCCCACCCCCUCCACAGCCCCUAUGGCUGGCUUGACCUGGGCUGACUCUGAGGCAACAGACGGCAGCUCCCUCUUGCCCAGAGAGCAGGCCCUUCGCACAGUGGACCCGGGCAGUGCCAAGCAGCGACCACCCAGGAGCACCUGCCAGAGCUUUGAGUCGCCAGAGACCCCACGCGUUGAGGGCCGUCCCACUGGAGAUUCUCCUCAGCCUGGCCCUUCGGUUGGAGCCCAUGUCACUGGGAUGGAAGACAUUCUUGACUCUCUGCUGGGUGCUAACAUGGCCCUGGAAGAGGCCUCUGGAGAGGCUAGUGAGGGUCCUAUACCCCAAGGGGCAGAGCUUUCCUUCUACAGUCUGGGAGGACGCAGCGUCCAGGCAGAGCCUGUCAGCCCCAGUCACAUCCUCCCAGCAUCUUCAGCACUCUCUGGAUCAGGAAAGAGGCUGCGGCUUGCGGAUGCAACUAGCACACACCUGCCCACCCUGGGCCCCAUGAGACCCACUGAGGCCUGGAGUCACACACCUGAGAAGACAGAACGUCCCUCUGCCUUGCCCAGAGACCACCAGGAGCCAGGCUUGGCCAAGACACCAGCACUGCGCCCGCAAGGCCUCAGCAGUCCCUCCGCCCCCUCUUCUCAGCCAAAGCUCCCCAGAAGCCAUUCCUGGGGCCACGUGCUGUCCCUUGGGGAGCUGGAAGGCAGGAGGAGCACCAGGGACCGGAGGAGUCUCGCAGAGCUGAAAGGAGGACAAGCAAGUGAGGGGGCGGCCAGGCCCCCGGCCCGUUUUAACUCCGUUCCUUUGACUGACACAGGCCAUGAGAGGCAGCACAAGGAAGCCUCCAACCCCCAGCUCCCUGGUUUUGUCUUCCGCCUGCUGGUGCCCAGUAUCAUCCUGGUCUUGCUGGCCGUCGGCGGGCUCCUGUUCUACAGGCGGCGGCGGCGGAGCCAUCGAGAGCCGCAGAUGGUGGAUUCUCCCAUGGAGCAACCAGAGGGCAGCCUCCUGGCCCAGGAGAAGGACAGACAGGAGGAGCUGCCAGUGUAGACAGAAUCCUAAGCUGGGCACACAGGACAGUCUCUCCAUGGGAGGAGAUACUGUGGGGACGGCCACCACCACCCCUCCCCAACCAUUCUCCCGGGAAUGUGGCCUGCCCACCAUGAGAGCUCCUGGACUCCUGGAGAGCAGAGCUAGACCAGAGCAGCCAGGCUGGGGCUCCUCCGCCCUUGACCCUCAGACUCUGGACUGACUAAGAGAGGGCUGGAGGAUGCCCCCCAUGCUGCUGAUAUUUAUCAGGGGCCCUGGAGGCUCCCAUCUGCUUAAGGAAGGCUGCCAAGCCCAGCUGGGGACCCUCUGCCCCUCAGGGGCUGUGUCCUCUGCCCACUCCCCUCUAGGGACCCGGAGGCCCAUGGGACAUGGGAGAGCAGGGUGGGCACUGAGGAACAGAAGAGCCUUCGUGUCAGAGGACCUGCCUGCCGCCAAGGGAUCCCAGCACCGACAAGCAGGGACUUGUCUCCAGAGAGAGAAGCAUGAGGUUCACAGGGCGGGACAGCGUUGUUGGAUUUCCCGUAAAGGCGUGUAGCCCAGAAGACGGGAAGAGUAGGCUUCUGGGCCUGCUGGUCUGCACUGAUCGCCCGGAGCGGGUCUGUACCUUCCACUUGCCUCAGUGCCCUCUGCCGGCGGCCAGGCAGAGAGGGGAUGCCAACCCGGCCCUCAGGACCUGCCUGGCCUGGCUUGGAUGCCCAGGGCAAGACUAAGCGCUGGCCUCUGCCCCACCAUUCCCCGAGGCCUGCCAGAGCUCCUCCAGGAGGCCGUGCAGAGCCUCUCCUCUGAAGGAAACCAUCGCACUGUGAAUACUGAACCUGCCUGCUGAACAGCCUGCCCCAUCCAUCCCGGAGAGCAAACACUUGUCCGUCCUCCCACUCCUCCAGCCUCUCCCCAGCUUCCUGCACUGAGCGCCCGAGCCGGCCUCGCCUGUCGACUGAGGGAGCCCCUGAGCCCUGACCUUCUGCUGACCCGGCUCUGACUCCCUGGGAUGGAUCAGGGUGGGAGAACUUCCCAGGGCCGGCAGCCAGAGCUGGUCUUUAGGCUGCGUUGUUCACCCAGGUUUCUGCAUCUUGCACUUUGACAUUCCCAAGAGGGACAUGACUAAAGGGAGGGAAGAAAGGAGGGGAGGCACUGACACAGAGAGAGAGACUGCAGGGUGAGCUCUGACAGCAAAUAGGUCUUUGAAAUUGAGGGCCUGCCCCUGAGGUGUGGCAAGGGGUCAGCACCCCUGAUCCCCCUGGCCGGCCUCUUUCCCUGUCCAGGCCCCUGCUCCCACCACAGUCCAAAGGCUGCUGUCAGCAGACACCUGGGCUGAGCGGUGUCCCUGUCAGGAGCCCGGGAGGCAGUGACCCCCUCCAGUUCUCGUCCCACCCCUCACUAGCAUCAUCUCUCUAACCAGGUGAGCCAGGGUGGGAGAGGGACUCGGAGAGUCCAGGCAGCUGCUUCCAGUCUGCCUUGAGGGCCUCAGCUCCCUCGACCGGCCAGUGGCUGCGGCUCUGAGUUCUGGGCAUCAGGUGACAGGCCAGUAGACUGCCUUCAGCCUUUGUGCUACUGUGUCCCUCCUCUCCUGCUGCUCCGGGCCCUCCACCAUGAGAUCCUGUUGGACUUGGCCACUGGACCGGGGCCUAUGAGCUUCCCUUCCAGCCCUUGAAAGUGAGGGUCCUCUGGUCCCUGCCUGCCCUGUUGCUAUCCGUUGAGGAAAGGGCAGUGGAGAACUUUCCCCAGGAGGCCCAUUUUCCUAGUCACAGACUCUAUAUUUGAUACUAAAAACUCUGUAUUUAAAAGCGGAAGGGG